Molecule: messenger RNA, 5856 nt
Organism: Equus quagga
Lineage: Eukaryota; Metazoa; Chordata; Mammalia; Perissodactyla; Equidae
Gene: DAAM1
Product: dishevelled associated activator of morphogenesis 1
Exons: 25
Coding region: 173-3379 (1068 amino acids)
Biological process (GO): actin cytoskeleton organization
Cellular component (GO): stress fiber
Molecular function (GO): actin binding; small GTPase binding
Source: RefSeq, a predicted model, not a curated record
AAGAGGAGCCAGGAACCAGGUUAGCAAGAGCAUUUGCCACAGCUUUGUUUACUGCUGAGGAAGAGGAGGGAGCCCUAAGGAAAACAGACCAUCCUGGUUGAUUAUUCUCGUGGAAUGGAAAGUGGUACCUGUAAGACUUUAGUCACUCCAAGAAAUAGAACAGAGUUCAGCCAUGGCCCCAAGGAAGAGAGGUGGACGGGGGAUUUCAUUCAUCUUUUGCUGUUUCCGAAAUAAUGAUCACCCAGAAAUCACAUAUCGGCUGCGAAACGAUAGCAGCUUUGCGCUUCAGACCAUGGAGCCAGCAUUGCCCAUGCCCCCUGUGGAGGAGCUGGACGUCAUGUUCAGUGAGCUGGUGGAUGAACUUGACCUCACAGACAAACACAGGGAGGCCAUGUUUGCACUUCCAGCUGAGAAAAAAUGGCAGAUAUAUUGUAGCAAGAAAAAGGACCAAGAAGAAAACAAGGGAGCAACAAGUUGGCCUGAAUUCUACAUCGAUCAGCUCAACUCCAUGGCUGCUAGAAAAUCUCUGCUGGCUUUGGAAAAGGAAGAGGAAGAGGAGAGAAGUAAAACUAUAGAGAGUUUGAAGACAGCACUGAGGACAAAACCAAUGAGGUUUGUAACCAGAUUCAUCGACUUGGAUGGCCUGUCAUGUAUUCUCAACUUUCUAAAGACCAUGGACUAUGAGACCUCAGAGUCUCGGAUACAUACCUCUCUCAUUGGAUGUAUAAAGGCGCUAAUGAACAACUCUCAAGGUCGGGCUCAUGUCCUGGCUCAUUCUGAGAGUAUUAACGUAAUUGCUCAGAGUCUGAGCACAGAGAACAUUAAAACAAAGGUGGCCGUACUGGAAAUCUUGGGCGCCGUGUGCCUGGUUCCCGGGGGCCACAAGAAGGUUCUGCAGGCCAUGCUGCACUACCAGAAGUAUGCCAGUGAAAGGACCCGCUUUCAGACGUUAAUCAAUGAUUUGGAUAAAAGCACAGGGCGGUAUCGAGAUGAAGUGAGUCUCAAGACAGCUAUCAUGUCCUUCAUCAAUGCAGUGCUCAGCCAAGGCGCAGGAGUGGAAAGUUUGGACUUUAGACUUCAUCUUCGCUAUGAGUUUCUGAUGCUAGGAAUUCAACCUGUAAUAGAUAAAUUGAGGGAACAUGAGAAUUCAACCUUAGAUAGGCACUUAGAUUUUUUUGAAAUGCUCCGAAAUGAAGAUGAAUUAGAAUUUGCCAAAAGAUUUGAACUGGUGCAUAUAGACACAAAAAGUGCAACUCAGAUGUUUGAGCUGACCAGGAAGAGGCUGACCCAUAGUGAAGCUUACCCUCACUUCAUGUCCAUCCUGCACCACUGCCUCCAAAUGCCUUACAAGAGAAGUGGCAACACUGUUCAGUACUGGCUACUCCUGGAUAGAAUUAUACAGCAAAUAGUUAUCCAAAAUGACAAAGGACAGGACCCUGACUCCACACCUUUGGAAAACUUUAAUAUUAAGAAUGUCGUACGAAUGUUAGUUAAUGAAAAUGAAGUUAAGCAGUGGAAAGAACAAGCAGAAAAAAUGAGAAAAGAGCACAAUGAGUUACAACAGAAAUUGGAGAAGAAAGAGCGAGAAUGUGACGCCAAGACCCAAGAGAAGGAAGAGAUGAUGCAGACCCUAAAUAAAAUGAAAGAGAAACUUGAAAAGGAGACUACUGAGCACAAGCAAGUCAAGCAGCAGGUGGCGGAUCUCACGGCGCAGCUCCACGAGCUCAGCAGGAGGGCUGUCUGUGCUUCAGUCCCUGGUGGGCCCUCCCCUGGAGCCCCAGGGGGGCCCUUUCCUUCCUCCGUGCUGGGGUCUCUGCUUCCUCCCCCACCGCCCCCAGCUCUACCAGGUGGAACACUUCCUCCUCCACCCCCACCCCUCCCUCCGGGUGGCCCGCCUCCUCCCCCAGGACCUCCUCCCUUAGGGGGAGUCAUGCCACCUCCUGGCGCUCCUCUGGGUCUGGCACUUAAGAAGAAAAACAUUCCUCAGCCCACAAAUGCCCUGAAAUCCUUCAACUGGUCUAAGCUGCCUGAGAACAAACUGGAAGGAACAGUAUGGACUGAUAUUGAUGAUACAAAAGUCUUCAAAAUUCUAGAUCUUGAAGACCUGGAAAGAACUUUCUCAGCUUACCAAAGACAGCAGAAAGAAGCAGAUGCCAUUGAUGACACACUGAGUUCCAAACUGAAGGUCAAAGAGCUUUCGGUGAUUGAUGGUCGGAGAGCUCAGAACUGCAACAUCCUUCUAUCGAGGUUGAAAUUAUCCAAUGAUGAAAUCAAACGAGCAAUUCUAACAAUGGACGAGCAGGAAGAUCUGCCCAAGGACAUGUUGGAACAGCUCUUGAAAUUUGUUCCUGAAAAGAGUGACAUUGACCUGUUGGAGGAACAUAAGCAUGAACUGGAUCGGAUGGCCAAGGCUGAUAGGUUCCUUUUUGAGAUGAGCCGAAUUAACCAUUAUCAGCAAAGACUGCAGUCGCUGUACUUCAAAAAGAAGUUUGCAGAGCGUGUGGCAGAAGUGAAACCGAAGGUAGAAGCGAUUCGUUCUGGCUCAGAAGAGGUGUUCAGGAGUGGUGCCCUGAAGCAGUUGCUAGAGGUGGUUUUGGCCUUUGGGAAUUACAUGAAUAAAGGCCAAAGAGGCAAUGCGUAUGGAUUCAAGAUAUCCAGCCUGAACAAGAUUGCUGACACAAAAUCCAGCAUUGACAAGAACAUUACACUUUUGCACUAUCUCAUAACUAUUGUGGAAAAUAAAUACCCCAAGGUUCUCAAUCUACAUGAAGAACUGCGGGACAUUCCUCAAGCAGCAAAAGUAAACAUGACUGAGCUGGACAAAGAGAUAAAUACAUUGAGAAGUGGCCUGAAAGCAGUAGAGACGGAGCUGGAAUAUCAGAAGUCUCAGCCUCUGCAGCCUGGAGAUAAGUUUGUGUCUGUCGUCAGCCAGUUCAUCACAGUAGCCAGCUUCAGCUUCUCUGAUGUCGAAGAUCUUCUAGCAGAAGCUAAAGACCUGUUUACUAAAGCAGUGAAACACUUUGGGGAAGAGGCUGGCAAAAUACAGCCAGAUGAGUUCUUUGGCAUUUUUGAUCAGUUUCUUCAAGCUGUGUCAGAAGCCAAACAAGAGAACGAAAACAUGAGAAAGAAGAAGGAGGAGGAAGAGCGCCGAGCUCGCAUGGAAGCUCAGCUCAAAGAACAACGUGAAAGGGAACGUAAAAUGAGGAAAGCAAAAGAGAACAGUGAAGAAGGCGGAGAGUUCGAUGACCUGGUUUCAGCUUUACGCUCAGGAGAAGUGUUCGACAAAGACCUUUCUAAACUGAAGCGGAAUCGCAAGCGCGUUACCAACCAGAUGACGGACAGCAGCCGAGAGAGACCAGUCACGAAACUUAAUUUCUAAUUUUCCUUGAAUACUUUUUUAGAAAGCUCAUUAGCAGCCCUUUGAAGUGACUAGAACUUUUCAUUACACUGCCUUGCAAUCCAAACAGUGGCAAUUUCUUCUUUCAUCUGUGAGAGAAUGUGUGAAUGUGUGUGUAUGUAAAUGUAUGUGUAUAUAUAUUAAAAAAAAUGUAUAUAGAAGUCUGAGUGUUGUCUGAAGACCUAUAUGUAUGGUUAAAAAAAAUCUAUGUUAAUGUAUGUGCUCAGAAACCCUUUGUGUAUGCAUUCAUAUUGAGUGUGGCUCAUUUUCUUCCCCUAAACACCACAACUGUUCAGAAGCACAAUACUAUCUCCUGAAAGAGAUGACAGAGACAUUCCCUAGAGUAAAAAGAAAAGCAAAAGCAAAAAAAAAAAGCUUGAGAAAUAUUUUAUAGUUUCCAAGCUUAGUAUACUUUGAAAUUAUUUUCAUUGGUAAAACUAGUGUUGGAAAAAUAUAGAUUUAAAAUGGUUUUUGAUAGUUGACAAUGUGAUGCUGGUGCAUUGCAUCAGUAUUUGGUCGGACCAGCUUCGAAUCUCUGACUUUGGUGUGGGGAUGCAGUCUGUAAAUGUUUAUUGAGAACAUCUUGCACACAAUCUGAAUUAUGUAGAAUGUCAGAAUUUUUUUUUUAUAUAUUUAAAACUUGGACAUCAAUUCUUUUCCCUAAUUUCAUCGAGUUCUCUGCCAAGCGCUCUUGAUGAUUUCUUUACAUUGCUUUUGGAAAGAACACUAUUUAUCUAAAUGCAAUCCAUGCUUUUGUUAAAGAACAAGAUUGCCAGAAUGUGCUUGUUGUCCUAACAAUAUAGAUAUAUGAACUAAAAAUAAAAUUUCCCACCCAAGACCUAAAAGGAGGAAUUGUCUGAAGGGUUGAAAGUUAUUUAAAAAAAUUUUUUAUGGGGGUGCCUUUUUUUUUUUUUGUAUUUCCUGUUUUGUAGGACAAGCUGCAUCUUCUGUAACUAUAGGUCUGGACUAAAGGACACUUAAUGAAUGCACAAAAUGUCAACAGCACUAACAGAGAUGCCAAGAUCUAUUUAUCUCUAAGUAUGUUUGAAGUGGUUUGCUGUUUAUAUGUUGUCAUUUUAAAUUGUGUGUCAGUAAAGCUACCUGUAAAAUUUCAGUCCAAAAGAUAAAGCUCUCAGGGAGAAAUGAAUAGAAACAAUGAACAUUAGAAAAUAAAAUAUAGAUGCUUACCAUUAACCUACCAACUCUUAAUAUCCUUAAGUUAUAUAUAAAGAGGACUGUUACUUUCUUUUUUUUUUUGGCUUUGCUUUAUUUAUUUGUAGUGGGGGAGGGGGGCUAAGGUUCUCUUUGCUUUCCAUCGAUCCUGUUGCGGUUGGGUUUCCUGUGGAGAGAGUAGUUUGUCCUGUUGCACUAGAACAUUAUUUACUCCCUAAAUUGAGUUUUUCAGUCAAUUAACAAAUAUUUAUUAAAGACCUACUGUGUGCCAGGCAUAGUAGGGCUACAGUGGUAAGCAAGACAGAGCCUCUGCCCCAAGAAGCUUAUGUUCUAACGGGGAUAGUAAGGGGUGGAUAGAAUACCAAUGUGUGCACUGUACAGGAAUCGAACUAUUUAAAAAUAAUUAUAAUGCUUAGCGCAGAUAGUGAGGUCUGCGCUAUGUGAAAGCUGUGAAAUAGUGCUCUAAGAGUUGUCAAGAGCUGUGGUUUUACAUUUUUCCCCCCCAUUGCAAACUUAGUGACUUUCUACACAUUAUGUGGAAGUAAAUGACUCUAGCAAAUACAACGUCAUAAAUACACAGCAGGCUUAUGCUGCCCCAACUCCUAGUUCCCAAGGUCUGCAAGUACACCGUGUUAAAGCUGCAGGUGGAGACUGUGCUCAAAAAAGGCAUGGAGGUGAGGAGGAGUGGGAUGUGCUGACGGAUUUGUCUAUUCCUUAACUAAAGUGCCUCUAUGUAUAUUCUUCUCUAUUUCUAGCAGGAGAAACUUGGUCUGGCUCAGUUUUGAGACUGUACUUUGAAAACGGCUUUGUCUUACAGUUUAAGGAGUGGACAGUAGAAGGAGAGUCACAUAAAGGAGCAAGCUUGUGUAGCAUGUCCCUCUUGCCCUUUUUAUCAUCCUCAUUUUGAUGUGGCCAUCCUGGUAGGCCUCCUCUGCCAUUUCCAUUUUUGGUUUCUUUCCCCAAAAGCUGUGUACAGGUAAUUCCAUGUGCCAUUGUUGGAAAAAACCUACUUUUUAGAUUGGUGCUGGUGUAAGUAGCCACUUUUCUCUCUCGGGUAUGUAUUUUAAAAGUUUUUUCUUUGUUUUUUUAAAUUAAUGCCAAAAAUAAAAAGCAUUAUAAUUUGUAAACUUAAUUAUAUGUCUUGUAUCUUAUUAGCUUAGUAGUUGGAACCGCUUAGUCUUUAGGUGCAAGACUGUUGUCAUAGUACCGAGAAAAAACUGUUGUGUGUUAUGAGACUGUACAUUUUUUUAAAUAGCAAUAUGCAAUAAAGAGAUGAAUUCAUUGGA